Lacerta agilis (Sand lizard) is the source of this 810-nucleotide messenger RNA. RefSeq lists its product as uncharacterized. Bases 33 to 644 code for a protein of 203 amino acids. NCBI's taxonomy places the organism in Eukaryota, Metazoa, Chordata, Lepidosauria, Squamata, Lacertidae. The transcript is spliced from 4 exons. The record is from RefSeq and is a predicted model, not a curated record.
UGGGACUAGUAAGUCUCUAGGGUGAAUUGAAAAUGGGACUAUCUUCCCCUGUUUCUGAAAAGGGAUUUCAGUCUGGAUUUUGGGGCUCCCUGAAACUGGAGUUUUCAUUGCCCGGGACACGCUGCUUUCCAAAGAUGCCUGCAGGUCGGAGUUUCAAGAAGUCAAGAAGGGAAGAGGGUAUCGGUGAUGCAAAACACUGCAGGAAAAAGGAUGGGCAUCCCUUUAAGAAGAGGCUUUCAACACUCAGUCUCUUUUCUGGACCUUCACGGAAUGUGAGUCCUCAGGAAAAUAACGGGCACCUUGAAGACAAGAAGAGAGGUGUGCAAAGAAAAGAGUCCAUGCAGCUGAAAGCCCAGAAGGAGAUGUGUUCCUUGGGGAAGGCUCACUCUGGGAAAAUGUGCCCCAAAUGCGAAAUUGUCGUCUGCAGGGUGUGCAACAUGCUACAUACUGAAAGCAGCUUCAUUGCUCACAGUUUGCUAGAUCACUAUGACAGAGGAAGGCACUCAUCCUGCUGCUUGGAUUCUGAAUUUCCCCAAGACCACCAUGUAUGUAAGCACUGUGCAGGACCAUCCUUCUCUCAUGGCAGGUCUUGUAAGCUGCCUACACUGGAAACCGAAUCUCUACUGCGACUCUCUCUAUCCUGACUUUGUAGAGACAAAGUGAAGAAAUUUCCUUGCCCUGCAUAGUCAAUAGCCAGAUCGAUUCUUUUCAAAUGGCUCAGUAGUGUGCACACUGCCGAGUCUGUGUGCAAGGUUAGUAUGUGAAAUCGCCAACAAAGCACAGGAAGCUAUAUUCCCUCUGCUGCAUGAA